Messenger RNA from Pleuronectes platessa (European plaice), 3141 nucleotides. RefSeq names its product cerebellar degeneration-related protein 2. NCBI's taxonomy places the organism in Eukaryota, Metazoa, Chordata, Actinopteri, Pleuronectiformes, Pleuronectidae. The transcript is spliced from 6 exons. The record is from RefSeq and is a predicted model, not a curated record. The coding region runs from base 191 to 1537 and encodes 448 amino acids.
UAUAACCGGUAUGUGGCUCCAAUCAGUCAGUGUGUGUCUGAGUGUGUGUGUGUGUGGUGAUGAACGCAUACCGGUCGCAGCGGGCGCACAGAACUCAAACAGGACUCGGCCUCAUCCUUUGAAUCAGAGGCAGCAGUGUGAUGUUUAAAACGCGCGUUUGCAGUGUGUGUGUGUCGCUUUAGUGGAGACGAUGCUGACUGACACGACCGUGGAGGAGGAAUUCGAGAUCAAGGAGGAGGAACCGUGGUACGACAAGCAGGACCUUGAACAUGACCUGCAGCUGGCGGCCGAGCUCGGGAAGACCCUCCUGGAGAGGAACAGGGAGCUGGAGCAGGGCCUGCAGCAGAUGUACUCCACCGACCAGGAGCAGCUGCAGGAGAUCGAGUACCUGACGAAGCAGGUGGACCUCCUCAGGCAGGUCAAUGAUCAGCACGCCAAAGUGUACGAGCAGCUGGACGUGUCGUCCAGAGAGCUGGAGCACAGCAACCACAAGCUGGUGGUGGACAACAGGACGGCACAGCAGAGGAUCCAGGGGCUGGCCGAAACCGUGGAGCUGCUGCAGACGCAGGUGGAGGAGCUGCAGCAUCAGGUGGAACAGCUGAAGCUGUGUCCUCAGCCUCAGAAGCCUCCGCAGAGGGAGGGGUGGUCCACUCGCAGCAGUAAGAGUGUGUCCUGUCUGAAAGAGCUGCAGAACACGCUCAGGUACGACUUUGACCCCGAUGAACCCUCCUCCGACCUCGAGCCCUCCUCCGACAUGUCGUGGCAGGAGGAGGAGCAGGAGUCCCUGCGUCAGUCCCUCCGCGCCCUCCAGACGCAGUUUGCCGUGGAGCGCGCCCGCCGGGAGGAGGUGGUGCGGGAGGCCGAGCUGCUCGCCGGCGAGAACGCCACGCUGGAGCAACAGCUGACCAGGAUGGAGGGAUGUCAGGCCCGAGUGAACGAGCUGGAGCGGGAGGCCGAAGAGCUCCGUCAGCUCUGGAAGUCCCAGUCCUCCACCAGAGCCUCCAGGUCGGACUCUGUGAUCCACAACCUGCUGCCGGAGUCGCUGCUCCUCCACCCAGAAGAGGAGGAGAACGAGGGGGACCCAGCCGCAGCUCGAGGCCCCUGGGUGCUGAAGCGCUGGGGCCAGGAGAGGCCGACGAGGGCACCGCAGGCGUCUGACUGCCCCGACCGGAUCUACGACCACGAGUGCUCCUGCGUGCGCCGAGCCGAGGUGGUGAAGUACCGCGGCAUCUCGCUGCUCAACGAGGUGGACGCCCAGUACAGUGCCUUGCAGGUGAAGUACGACGAGCUGCUGCAGCGCUGCCACCCGGGGCCACAGGAGACCAACGAGGACGAGCAGAGCCACAAAUCGGUCCAGACGCCGUCCCUCGUUUGUCCCGCCCUGAGAGACAUGGCGGACUUCGAGGAGGACUUUCACCAGCCCGAGUACAAGGAACUUUUUCGGGAAAUCUUCUCCCGCAUUCGUAAAACCAAAGAGGACCUGAUUGAAAACAGGGGGAGAACCUCUAAGGGUGACACGCUGCCUAUCUCGCAUUAGCUGCUUCCCAGAGAAAAGAGAGAGAGAAGAAGACCGGGUGCGAGAUGAAUGAUCGUCUUCCAGUUACUCUGCGAUUUAAACUUGAGGCUUAAACAACAGCACAUGCAGCUAAGUCGACACUUUGAUGUGUGGGAGUUGCCCAGAAAUGUCCAGCAAAGACUCGAGAGUGAUGCAGAAAACAGGAGGACCAAACACCACCAGCUUAGGUCUCACAUGUGGCUCCUUUUGCACAGAAACACCAGUGCCUGACGCCGCCGCCUCCACCGUGCGCUCACUCUACCUCACUUUGCAAAGACCUGUUCUCAAACCUGGGGAAUAAUCUGUCGUGUCUUCAUGCACUGUGUCUGUAACGCUCUGUUCUACAGGUCCUGUAGUUUCCUUUAUAAAUGAAUGUAAAUUCACUGAAAGGUUCCUGGAAAAGACCCUAAAGAAGAAGUUUGGUGAUAAUUACAGAGAAAUUGGAGAAUCCAGUUAGAAUAUUUGAAUUAACUGCUGGUUUGAAGUAGUGCAAAAAAACUGUUCAUUACAUAUGGAAAAUCAGGUUUUGUAUUCAAUUUAAUAAAAGCCUCAUGUAGUGUCAAUGCAACAUUCAUUACAAAUUAAUCUACUGAUUGUUUUUUUUUUUUAUCACUUUGGUCAUAGAAUAUUCAGUAAGUACCAAAAAGCUUGAUUCUUGCGUUUGUAUGCAUUUUACAAUGAUGCAAAAAAAAAAAGUCCUCACAUUUAAUGGAGCCAGAUAAUUUUUGUUGGCAUUCCUGGAAAAAAAUUACAUAAAAAAAUGCUCAACAAAUUGUUUGAGCGCUAAACUCCACAAAAGUGAACUAAUCUCUCAGAACUUGACUCUAUUUUCCUAGUAACUUCAUACCUUUUCCUAGGAAACAUUAUUUGGGGAGACACAGAUCUGUAAAACGAAUUGCUCCACUUGAAUCUGUUUCGUUUACGGAUCUGUGGUCUAACGUCUAAUCUUAAUUUAUUUGUCUUCCUUGCUACUAUUGGGGGGGGGAAGAGAAAAAUGUAGGCGUGUUGGUGAUAGCUGUUCCUGCGAGGAUGAUCAAUAUAUAAUCUGAUGUUUAAUUGAUGAAAAAGAGGUUAAAGUCGGUUAUUGAGGGUGUUUUUGUGAUGUAACAUUGCUCUGAAACUUGAUUAUAGUGUAUUAGGUUAGAAGAUGAUGUGAGUGGAUGUUAUAUUAAAGGGACGUUCUGCGGUUCAUAAGGAAAUAACUUGAUAAUGUAGCAGCCUCCUGACGUAUUCGCCUCAGGACGCCGGUGUUUGAUUGGAAGCUUCUUUUCCCAGCAGCACCUCUGUUGCGUUCGGUGCUUGGCGUUUCCAUCGUCCUCGUUUGAGUUUGAAGUCUGUGCACAUGUAUGUAAACAUCCUGUUAAGUCCCAUUUAGAUGCACUUUAGAAUUGCACAGGCUCUUCUGACACUUUAUAUCUCAUGUGUAGUUAAUGCAAAGCGUGAUGUGCUACUGUUCCGAUCAUAUUCUAGACCUGAGUAACCUGCAGAAUGUUUGUUGGUCUGUACGAUGUGCUUUUGACCUGUUUCAUGACUGGACCUCAUUGUUGCUGUUAACGCUCUGAGCCAUAAAAGAUGAAGCAAGAUGA